AUGGACUACUCUCCUCGCCUCGCCGCCUCGCCUCGUGCCGCCGCAGAACUGACCCCGCAUGAUCAGAAACCUUCCGGGCAGCCUCGCAAGAGAAAGGGCCAUCGGGGAGGCAAAAAGAAGCGAUCGCGCCGCAAGAGUUUUGCUGCUCUUGCCGAAGACAGCCACGAUGAAGGCCCCGGUCCUUCUGGCUCGGCCAUGGUCUACCAGGUCCCUGCUGCCAACCUGAGCGGCACCAGCAUUGACAGUGAAGCAUUGCUCGACCACCGCCCCGGCAGUCCCGAUAACCGGGGCGGCCCGUGGGACGAAACAGCACCUCUGUUGUCGGAGUCGGCAAAGAAGAGCUCGCCGGUUGGGGGCCCGUCGAGUUACGGAGCCAGCGACUCCAAGGCCGGCCGGAACCGAAGCCGGAGAUCGAGCAGGUCCUCCCGGAAGUUGGCGACUUCGCUGGGCGCCGCCGAUGGCUACGACGUGAACCACCCGCCCUCUGUGCCCGGCUCGCCGGCGUUUGGAGCCAUCGACGGUCCAGACAUGACGUUUGGCGACGUCAUGAUUCGAGACGACAUGUCCUUGCGCAGCGGCAGCCCCGGGCGCUCCAUAGAUGAGCGAGCCUCGUCCGAGGCCCAAGGUCCCGGCCACGACCACCGGCAGGAGCCCGCGCGGAGGCCGGCCGCGCUCGCCUCGGAAGACGUGUGCUUUCCGGUGCCUGGCAUGUCCGAGAUUGGCGACGACGACACGCAGCUGCAGUAUGCCCAGCCAUAUCAACGGCGACCGCGUCGACGUCGCGGGCAAUGGCCGGACCUGACGGUGCUCGAGGAGUGGAGGCACUACGAGAAAGAGGAUCGCAGCGACGAGCGCCGUGCCAAGAGGAUCACGGAACCCCAGCUGAUCAACGGGCGCCUGCGCCCCGUGCGCAAGGGAUGGUUUCAGACGGUCGAGGAGGCCCCGUACCGCUUCACAUACUUCAACGAAGAGUUCCAAAGCACCAUCCACAGCCAGACGAUAUCCGAGCUGGUGCAACCCGGCAGCGACUUCCAAGAGCUCUUCAUCCCCGAGCCGCGCAUCCUCUCCGACGAUGAGAGCAGCGACGAGGAAGACGACAAUGUCUCGCUGGCCACCAAGCGGCAACGGUCCGUGAACGGCCUGAACGGCAACCCCAAGCUCCCCACUCGGCAGCCCUCCCUCGCCGACGCAAGACAAGGCGACACGGCGUCACCGCACAAGGAUCCCGCAGACGUUUCGAGGCGCGUCAGUCCCUCUGGCCUCAAGUCGCCGCAGAGCAGCGUCCACCCCGCCCCGCCCCCCGCCCCCGCCGAAGCCGUCGAAAAGCCGGUGCGGUACGGCGACCGCCCCGUCUGGUGGCUCGAUGUUCUGUCCCCGAAGGAGGCGGAGAUGAAGGUCAUCGCCAAGGCGUUCGGCAUUCACCCCCUGACCGCGGAAGACAUCAUGCUCCAAGAGGCCCGCGAAAAGGUCGAGCUCUUCCGGCACUACUACUUUGUAAACUACCGCACCUUUGACCAGGACAUCGGCAGCGAAAACUACCUCGAACCGGUCAACAUGUACGUGGUCGUGUUUCGCGAAGGCGUGCUCAGCUUCCACUUUUCCAUGACGCCUCACCCGGCCAACGUGAGGCGGCGUAUCCGCCAGCUGAGGGACUACCUCAUCCUGUCGUCUGACUGGAUAUCCUACGCCAUCAUCGACGACAUCACCGACGUGUUCCAGCCGCUCAUCCAGAACAUCGAAGACGAGGUGGACGAGAUUGACGAGAACAUCCUGCGCAUGCACACGCCGGAAAAGGACGAGAAGACAGCCCACCUGCGCGACGACAGCUCAUCCUUCUUCGACUCGGGCGACAUGCUGCGCAGGGUUGGGGACUGCCGCAAGCGAGUCAUGAGCCUUUACCGCCUGCUGGGAAACAAGGCAGACGUUAUCAAGGGCUUUGCGAAGCGAUGCAACGAGAGGUGGGAAGUCGCGCCUAGAUCCGAAAUCGGCCUCUAUCUCGGCGACAUUCAAGACCACAUUGUGACCAUGACGUCUAACCUUGGCCACUACGAAAAAAUUUUGGCCCGCUCACAUGGCAAUUACCUCGCCCAAAUCAAUAUUCGCAUGAAUGAGCGGCAGGAGCAAACGGCCGAUGUGCUUGGCAAGCUCACCGUGCUGGGCACCAUUGUCUUGCCCAUGAAUAUCAUCACCGGCCUCUGGGGCAUGAACGUCUGGGUACCUGGCCAGGAGUACGAGGGAGACUUGACGUGGUUUGUGUGGAUCACGGUUGGGCUUGUGGGUUUCGGCAUCGCCUGCUACGUGAUUGCGAAGAGGGUGUACAAGAUUGUCUGA
Molecule: messenger RNA, 2331 nt
Organism: Ustilaginoidea virens
Lineage: Eukaryota; Fungi; Ascomycota; Sordariomycetes; Hypocreales; Clavicipitaceae
Exons: 3
Coding region: 1-2331 (776 amino acids)
Biological process (GO): magnesium ion transmembrane transport; intracellular magnesium ion homeostasis
Cellular component (GO): plasma membrane
Molecular function (GO): magnesium ion transmembrane transporter activity
Source: RefSeq, a predicted model, not a curated record